AUGCCCGUCAACCUUAUCAACAACAACAACGCUGGGAACAUCUCUCACCACUUCCGCUACCCAGGGAGCACCGCACCCGGCUUUCAACUCUCGCCGUUGGAAUUAUACCUCCCGGUACUGCCUGUACAGGCAAGGACUGCAGCACAGGCUGUAACUGUUCAUGCCGCCGCACCGGCUACCCGGGGUGUAGCUACGAUUGUUCAGAGUUAUACCAACAAUAACGCUUCGCAAAAUCAGGGCGGUGAUCAUGGGGACGCCCCGCUGCGUUCCCCUCCUGAUACACCGCUGAUCGCCCGCCGUCGUGCUCCGGUGCCCCAGGGACAGCCACUUCCGCUCUUCGACAUCGACGACCAAAUCAAUUUGCUCCAGGCUUUCUUGAUUGUUAGGCCAACGGGUCGUCCACCCCACGAAAGAGAAGAAGCUUGGUGGUGUGUCGGCGAGUGGUUUAUCCAUCUCCAUCAGGACGACGCUCAAGAGGAAGGGCACGACAUCAUUUACUGGCACCUUUCUGGCGCUGAUGCCGGACAAAUCUUGAGGACGACACUGGCCGUUUUUCCGUUUGAUGAAGAGUACUUGCCCGAGAAGGAGGAGGCCGAGGCGGGAAGUACCGGUUGGUAUUUCGACGAGAUCGUUCAGCGUGCACACGUUGUCAUGGAAGAAGAUGCUUACAAUACGACAUCGUUUCCCCCACGCUACCUCGAGCGUGCCUUGCCGAGCGCUCCGCCCACUCGAGUCGCCCAUCUCGUUCAGGACGAGUUCGAGGGUGUACUUGCAUCCCUGCGGUUGAAGGCAUUACGCUUGCUCGACGACCUUCAUGCCGACGAGCUCGAGGCUCAUUCCAGGUGGAACGAAAGAGAAGCCGAUAAGAAGGCCUACCAAGCUGAAAUCCAACGCGUCCGUGGGCUCAUGAUUCCUCCUGGCCAGGGCAUGGAUGUUUUCGAUCAGUUGAGUGCUACAAUGGAGUAUUAUAAUGAAAGGGAGGAGCUGCGAAUCUUGGAGGAUCACGAAGAUAUUCGUACACGUCGAGUAAAGAUGGCUACAGCACGCAAACAAUCUUCAAAUACUGCCGAAAUCCAGGCAAAACUCGACCACUCUGCCGCUGCUGUGCGCAAGUUGGUAUCUUCCUGGUUACCUGAAGAAUCAGGCGAGUCUGGCAAAGUCGAUGAAAAUGAGGAUGACGACUCGUUACUGGUUCCGAGGCCUCCCAGGCUUGGCCUCGGCGCCUCCAGUGCAGAGAUGAACAAGAAGAAUACACCCAUGGACGCAACCGCAAAGCUGAAGCGCAAACUUCUCGGCCGGCAACCACCUCGACGAACUGAAGCGAAGCUUACCACUACCGCACGGAAAGAGGAAUCAUCCGACGACGAGGAAGAGGGCCGAGGUUCAAUAGGCAAGAAGAGGAAGGCUGUGCCUGCUCCUGUUGGGGAGAAGCUUCAGGCGGAUGCGUCUGAUUCGGAGUCUGAAGAGAAGGAGGGUGGUAGCAAGAUGGGUGGAUUCUCGUUUGACAGCUAUAAACAGGAGAAGUCAAAGAAGGCAAAGAAGAAGAAGAGGAAUAAGCAGGCCACUGCUGCCGCUAAUGGAGGUCAGUGA
Saitoella complicata NRRL Y-17804 is the source of this 1590-nucleotide messenger RNA. RefSeq lists its product as uncharacterized. The record is from RefSeq and is a predicted model, not a curated record. The transcript is spliced from 3 exons. The coding region runs from base 1 to 1590 and encodes 529 amino acids. NCBI's taxonomy places the organism in Eukaryota, Fungi, Ascomycota, Saitoellomycetes, Saitoellales, Saitoellaceae.